CCGUAUACGGUCGAGUUCGUUGGUGGCGAGAGCUAGCACAUUGUGGUGAGAGUUUCGUAAGUGUUUACCUGCGGUGAUCGACUUUGUUUUUUUUACGGGGAAAACUGUACCAAGGACGAUUUAUUUAUCAAAACGAUGCAGUGAAAGAAGAAAUACACAUCAAAUAUGGGUGGCUGGAAACUGGAAUCUGUCCGAAUGGGCAUCUAUGUCUUCUUUCCUGUUGCAAUGUUCUACUGUUUCAAUAGAACUGAACUUUUUGAGAAAUACGUCACUCAGAAAGUGAAAGUAAUGUAUCCUUCGGAAGACCAAAUGCAUCGGAAGGAAUUUGAUGACCUCAGAGCAAGGAUGGAAGAAAGAAAAGCUGUGAAGCAAAAACAACAAGAAGAUGAAAGUCUUCGCCAGAUGGAGAUCGCCAGAGCAUCUCAAACGUCAUAGCAUCUUAGCAAUCAAACUCAAGAUGAAGUUGAACUUUACAAAAAGAGACAAGAAUGUGGAGAUGCCCAGGCCUGGAAUGUCAUCUUCAAGAGGGCAAGGCUAUUUUGCAAAGGUCACUUCAACUUGGCACCAAGACGAAGACCGUGGGUAAUAGAGUAAGCCGUGUCCGCCCUACAAUUCCAAGCCAGUAUGCUCGAUGGAAGUCCAGGCACAGCAUCAUGGCAAAAUGAAAAGAUUAAUUGUUUGAAUCUUAAGUAGCUAUCAGAGAUUGAGACGAAGGCACCUGAGCAUCUCUUCCAGAAAGAUUGUGUCUUGGAGAUCUCUGUGUAUUGAAAACAAGAACACUAGUCGACAGACUUAUGUUUUCCUGAACAAUCUUCUUUUUAAAUUCUAGUUUCGAUACAAAAUUCUUAAAAUUAAAAAUACUGCAAUUUUUCAGCUGAGUUAUUGCUAUAAACAGAGCUUUGUAAGUCUGAUUGUGAGGAUGCUUGAAAAGAAAGUUUUGCUUUCGAAACCCCAUUUGGCAAUCAUGCCUGAAUUUGUGCAAACAUUAAAGUCAAUUGGGCAACAUUUUAUGAUUGCACACUCCCCAAGGUCUAUUAUAAGUGGAAAGAAAGUCGAAGAAGAGUUAGGAAGUAAACAACAUAAGGUUAACUCAAAAUUUAAAAAUGAAUAAACUUUUCUGGGGAAAAUUUGAUGUGUUUCAUUACCAGCAGUAACUUUAUUUUUCAGUAUUUUCCGCACAUAACAAUAUUGCUGAAUUUACAUACUGUAUAUUAGCAGCCGUUACAUAACAUUUUUUCUCAGAAAACAUAAAUACUAGAUUUGAUAUUCAUACAAUGUUUGGGAGGGGGGGUUAGUUGAUGAUGCGACUAUGUUAAAUUUAAUGUUGAGUGUUUAGACAUUCACUCAGGUGGUAACAUGAUUUUUUCUUUACCCAUGUUUUGCUUAAAGAUUUCAGAAAGCUGGGUUAUUUUUAGUUCUUGUUGAAAAGUUUACUGUUUGUGGAAUAGUAUUUUUACACAAAUUUCCUGAGGCCUUUUCCAAACCACGGCUUGGUUGAGCAGUGUUUGUUUGUUGUUAUAUGUGUUUAGGUGAUUUUCCCGUCAAGGGAACUCUGCAAGUUUCCACAAGAUAUAAAACACCAACAGCCAUUCUCUCUCAUACAAACAUUUGUUUAACGCCUAUGAUUAUUACCAUCGCACUAUAAAUCAAGAAAUUGUGACUAGACAACAACACUCGAUCUAGUCAUAUUUGAACCCACAACCUUGUGGUUGGAAGUCCUUCACUAACAUCAAAUGAAGCCUGGAGACUGAGCCUAAACCGAGGUUUGGAAAAUGCCCCAGGAUUAUCCACAAGGACGAUGCUUUGAUUAGUCUGGUACCACUGAAGUGAACAUGUUUCAUUAUCAUCUUUACAAUACAUUUCACAGGUUACUAGACAAUCAAAGUCCAGUGUAAUAAAAUAAGAUGUUACUUGUAUAUUCUAUGGUAAUUAUUUCAAUUAUUAAGUAUAACUCUUUACAAUAAACAUCUUUGUACAUAGCUACAUUAUUUUGGAAAAAAUUGGUUACCAAAUUGAUUAAAAAAUAAUUGCAGCCCAAAUAAUAUGUAACAUCGUCUUGAGAAUGAUUAUUGUUUAUGUGACAGUACAUUGUGUUUGACCUUACAUUCUCAGAAAGACAAUUGUAAACAAUGAAACAUAAACCUCAUUGGUAU
This is a messenger RNA of Asterias rubens (European starfish), 2153 nucleotides long. RefSeq lists its product as uncharacterized. NCBI's taxonomy places the organism in Eukaryota, Metazoa, Echinodermata, Asteroidea, Forcipulatida, Asteriidae. The record is from RefSeq and is a predicted model, not a curated record. The transcript has 4 exons. Gene Ontology annotation, biological process: mitochondrial respiratory chain complex IV assembly. The coding region runs from base 166 to 435 and encodes 89 amino acids. Gene Ontology annotation, cellular component: mitochondrial inner membrane; mitochondrion.